AUGACUAGAGACGAUUUGCUCGGCCAAGGGCUUGAGAUUAAAGAACGCCCAUCUCGUGCUGUAGUCAAUGAAUGCAACGGCCGAAUCUUGGUGGCAUACGGCGAUUCGGUUGUUUGGUCGUUUGAUGCCGAUGAGUGCCAGGCGUGGUUUGCAUUCCUAUCCAAGUUCCAAGCAUUCUGGCCUAAAGUUCCAGAGUUCUGGUACAAGGAUCAAGCCGUCACAGCAAACGCAUGGCCCAGAAUACUCAAAUUGGCCUCGGCCGUCAGGGCGAUGUCACUUAAGAUCACCAUGAAGCUGGGCUCCAAGCCUGACCCUCCCCCACGAGCCAUUCUGCGGCCAGAUCCUCAAGUUCUCACAAGUACGCAUGGUGGAAAGGGCAAACCAGGGACACAGGAAUUUACUCAUAUGCUGUCCUUGGCGACAUGGGAUGGCAGAGGUCCUCAAAUCCAAGUGACUGGUUUCAAGCUCCUUGAAGCUCAGCUGGAUGCGGCUGAGACUUUCUUAACAUGUGAUACAACCUAUACGGAUCGGAAGGCAUACAAGACCUGCAAAGAAGCUUCGAGAAAGGAGUGCUAUGACUAUCUGGUCGAGUUAUCUGGUCGAAUCGAGGAAGCUGAGAGUGAUUCUUUACGACGUGCGUACGAGGAAAGGGUAGAUAUCUUCAACGCUGUCGAUAUUGUUUAUAGCUUCUUUUUACCCGUGAAUUUCCAAGGCCCCAUGGUCGGAAAGUUCUGGGGCGCGGUCAGAUCUAUAACUGAGUUCUCCAAAGCAUGGCUUUACAUCACUAUGGCCAUAGUCUAUGGCUCUAAAGACGACCCUAAGUGUGAUGAUCGGAUGAGAAGGGCCGAAGAGCUCAUCGCUACGGGCUCUAAAAAGCUGGUUCAAGGAUUCGGUGACAAAAAUUUGCUAGAAAAGGCUAUUGUAUUGCCGCUUGAAGUGCUUUCACUCAUCACAAUGGGCAUCUUGCAAGAUCAGUUGGGCAAAUCUGAUGACAUAUGCGAUACGUACUCUCAGUAUCUUGGCUCUCUAGAUCAUGCAAUCACGUCGAACCCCUCCGACAGGUCCUUCCAACAUCAGCUCGAUCUAGUACAACAAGAGCUCGUGGCCGUCAAGCGAACACUCUGGAAGCAAAACUCGCUUAUCUAUCGACUACGAAAGUCUCUCACCGCUAUUGAUACAGAAGGCAUUGUCAUGAGUCAGAUUGAGCAUGAGAUCGUCUUAAAAGAGGCAGAGAAGCAGUACAACGACAAGCGGUACUACUCAGAAAACUUGCCGCCGCCUCACUCACAACGUCAGGGUGAGGACUAUAAUCGAAUUGUCCCUGUUUCUUAUGCUCAGGAGGUUGCAACUGUGAACGACUAUAUGGAACUGGAUGAUGACUUCCUGUUCGAUAUGGCUUCAUCUUCAAAACUGUCUCCUACAGAUGCGGGAGGUUUACGUGGUCUCUUCUUCCUUGAAUGCUCACGUCUCAUCGAGCAACGCGAGUUUGAGUUUCGACGUUUCAGCGAUUUUUCUAAAGACCUCGAGCGAGCGAUUACAUAUAAGAUGGACUUCACAAGAGACCGACAGGAGUGGGCCAUCUAUGCCUUCACCCUGGUUACUAUCAUUUUCUUGCCCAUCAGCGCGGUUUCGAGUAUUUUCGGCAUGAACACGACUGAUGUCCGCGAUAUGAACUACUCAGUGUGGCUGUAUUGGGUGGUUGCUAUACCAGUGACGGUUCUCGUCAUUGUCCUAGGACUCUGGUUCAUGGGAGAGUUAGGAAACCUGGCUCGAUGGUUAUUUGGGCGACCAGGAAAGGGUAUCUACGGCGAGCCGGCAGUCAUAUCACAAACAGUCGAACCGGCAUAUUGGGCGGUUCCCCCAACCACUCAGCUGGGCGCCCAACCGGCAGAGUAUUCAUCGCCACCAUAUGAGCCGAGGCGUAGAAGGGUUCAGACUCAAGCAAAUUACCCUGCACGCCAGAGUCGCAUCUAUCGAUCACGAUAA
Fusarium proliferatum ET1 is the source of this 1986-nucleotide messenger RNA. RefSeq lists its product as uncharacterized. The record is from RefSeq and is a predicted model, not a curated record. Gene Ontology annotation, cellular component: membrane. The transcript is spliced from 4 exons. Bases 1 to 1986 code for a protein of 661 amino acids. Lineage: Eukaryota; Fungi; Ascomycota; Sordariomycetes; Hypocreales; Nectriaceae. Gene Ontology annotation, molecular function: magnesium ion transmembrane transporter activity; cobalt ion transmembrane transporter activity; magnesium ion binding. Gene Ontology annotation, biological process: metal ion transport; transmembrane transport.